AUGGAUCUCAGUCCUCUCCCUGUGAUGUUCUUGUUGGUUUCACUUGUACCAGAGGCCCAUAAUCAAGGGAGGCCUAAAGCUGUGGUUUCCAUAAAGCCUGAUACACACGUGUUCAUUGGAGAGAUUGCUACUCUUAGAUGUGAAAUACAGGGAGGAGGAGACACUCAGUGGUCAUACACAUGGUAUAAGAAUAACGGCUUCUGUCAAUAUGGAGUCUCGUUAUCUUUCUGGGUUAAUUUAAAUUCUGACAGUGGUGACUACACCUGCAAAGAUGACUAUACACAGUUAGAGAGUAAUGUUGUUACACUGACUGUAUCAGCAAAACCUAAACCGACUGUGAGAGUGAAUCCUCAGUGCUCCAUCUACACUGGAGACACCGUCACUCUGACCUGUGAGCUGAAUCAGGGCACUGGAUGGGAGUUUCACUGGUACAAAAAUAAUCAGCAGUUACAGCGUUUGAGUACAGUAAACACAGUCCCUGUGACAGUGUAUAAUACAGAAGACACAGUGUUUAAGUGCAGAGCACGCAGGUAUAACACCUGGGCAGCGUAUUACAUACACUACUACACAGAGUACAGCAAUGAAGUCACGCUUACUGCAAAAGAGAGACCAGCGGUACUGAGUGUAUCUCCACAGAGCUGGCUGACUGAAGGAGACUCAGUGACUCUCAGCUGUGAGGUUACAGACUCCUCUACAGACUGGACAUUCAGCUGGCACAGAGUUGUUCCCUACAGACAUGGUGUGACUAAAAUAUAUUGUAGCGAUGGCUCUAUCAUGUAUGUGGAGCUCCUCUCAGACAGCAGCAGAGGAUCUGGAGGCUCCUACACUCUCAGUCCUGCUGAUCUUAAACACACAGGAGUUUAUGUGUGUAGAGGAGAGAGAGGAGAACCAGCCUUACACACACAGUACAGCAAUCUACAGACACUAUGGAUCACUGGUGAAUCUCCUCCAGUCUCUCUGAUCAUCAAUCCCAGCAGAACUCAACACUUUACUGGUGACUCUCUCUCACUGAGCUGUGAGGACCAGAGACACUCUACUGGAUGGACAGUGAGACGAUACACACACAGUGAGAGGGUAUCAGAUUGUUCAUGGUGCGGAUCAGUUACAGGAUCUACAUGUAAAAUCAGUUCCCUUAACACAUCCUACACUGGAGUUUACUGGUGUGAGUCUGAAUCUGGGGAAAACAGUAAUCCUGUCAACAUUACAGUGAAUGUUGGUGAUGUGAUCCUGGAGAGUCCUGUCCAUCCUGUGACUGAGGGACAUCCUCUGACUCUACACUGUUUAUAUCGCAACACGAAUCCCUCAAUCCUCCGAGCUGAUUUCUAUAAAGAUGGAUCAGUUCUCCAGACACAGACUACAGGAGAGAUGAUUAUCCAUAAAGUCUCAAAGUCAGAUGAAGGUUUCUACUACUGUAACCACUUUUCAGAGUCACUGAAAAGCUGGGUCUCAGUCAGAGCUCCAUCAGGUGUAGAAGCUUUAUAUUCAGUGCUCAUGCUGAUCAGUAGUGUAGUGACGGCCUCUCCGUAUCUGCUGGUCACCAUCAUUCUGCUACUUAAAUGUUACAGAGCACGAGAGUGA
Clarias gariepinus (North African catfish) is the source of this 1578-nucleotide messenger RNA. RefSeq names its product Fc receptor-like protein 5. Gene Ontology annotation, molecular function: transmembrane signaling receptor activity. The record is from RefSeq and is a predicted model, not a curated record. Bases 1 to 1578 code for a protein of 525 amino acids. Gene Ontology annotation, biological process: cell surface receptor signaling pathway. The transcript is spliced from 9 exons. Lineage: Eukaryota; Metazoa; Chordata; Actinopteri; Siluriformes; Clariidae.